This is a messenger RNA of Asparagus officinalis (garden asparagus), 1018 nucleotides long. Its product is annotated as X-linked retinitis pigmentosa GTPase regulator-interacting protein 1-like. The record is from RefSeq and is a predicted model, not a curated record. NCBI's taxonomy places the organism in Eukaryota, Viridiplantae, Streptophyta, Magnoliopsida, Asparagales, Asparagaceae. The transcript has a single exon. The coding region runs from base 141 to 800 and encodes 219 amino acids.
AAGUCUCUCUUUUCUCUUCUCUCUCUAUAUAUAUUUCUUCUCCUCAAUUGCUCUAUGUUCAUUCAACUCAAACUUCUCAGCACUUAGAAUAACCCCUACAAUUUCUCACGGACAUCAUCAAACAAGAGAAAUACCAAGGAAUGAAGAGAUACAACAAGUGUAACUUAUCAAGUCUCAUCCAACACUCUCUACUAUUUGUACUUCUUUGCUUAUUCCUCUCAAGCCCUCUUUGGCUCCCCAUACUUUGCUCUUGUAUUAAACUCUUCUUCAUGGAGUCACUCCCUAAAAUCAUCAACAUCGUUAUCGGGCCCAAGUCUUUGUUCCUCGUCUUCAACCUCAUCAUCAUCAUCCUCAUAGGCGAGUCAAGGCUGUCGAGCUCUUCCUCGAAGCCGAACAUCUAUGAAGAGUAUGUGAUUUAUUCACAAAGAUAUAAAGAGGUGUCUAAGGAUAAUCCUUUGGUUGAAGAGAAGAAAGAGAUUGAGAAUGAAGAGGAGAAAGAGGAGACAAAGGGAGAAGAGGAAGUGAUCAACGGAGUGAGUGAGGUGCUUGAAGAGGAGGAAGAAGAGAAAAAGGAAGAGGAAGAAGUUAUCAAGGGGGAGAGAGAGGUGAUUGAAGAGGAGGAAGAAGAGAAAAAGGAAGAGGAAGAAGUGAUCAAGGGUGAGAGUAAGGUACUGAUUGAAGAGGAGGAAGAGAGAGGGUUAAUGCCUGCUGAAGAGCUUAACAAGAGAGUGGAGGAUUUCAUUGCAAGAGUAAAUAUGCAGAGGAGGCUAGAGGAAAGAAUGUUGGUUGGUUUAAGAUGAACAUUUGAGAAUUGUAUUGCAAGGUUCAGGGAGUAGGGAGUAAAAGAAGAAGCCCCUGCUAUUUGUAUGAUAUAAAAUAUUGUGUAGAUGUGAUGUUCUCUUUGCACAAUUUGUGAGGGAAAGGAAUUUGAGACACUCGCAGAUGAUUCAUCAUCAGUUUUGAUUUAAAUUGUAGAAGUUUAACAUUUGCAAUUGAAGUAAAAUGUGGAAAGCUUGAU